Molecule: messenger RNA, 1663 nt
Organism: Drosophila eugracilis
Lineage: Eukaryota; Metazoa; Arthropoda; Insecta; Diptera; Drosophilidae
Product: T-cell activation inhibitor, mitochondrial
Exons: 2
Coding region: 115-1602 (495 amino acids)
Cellular component (GO): mitochondrion
Source: RefSeq, a predicted model, not a curated record
CAUGAGUUCUAUGAGUUGUUUGUGUUUUCAGUCAUUGCAAAAUUUGUCAGCAUCAACUGGGAAUAUUACAAUUUUUAUAAUUUUCAAAAUUCAUACGAUCUGGCAGCACCCAUAAUGGCCACAGUCCGCUUCCUGGUCCGCCGCAGGAUCAUCGACUGUUAUCGGCGUUGGUUAAGUACGGAUUUGGUCACAGCUCUCCAACCGUUUUACCAAGCCAUCCAGACGGAUCGACUAGCUCGCAGUCCAGCUGAAAAGCGGGUCAAUGAGGAGUCUCUGCGUCUGCUUAGCUCCCAUCUGGAAUCUUUGACAGGCACAACCGGUAGUUGCCUUCCGCCCGAUGGCCAACUGGAGUUCUAUAUGCCAUCGGGUUCGGAUGAGGAUGGUGGUCAGGAGGUAAGUCGCCUGGUCAGAGUGCAGGUGGAUAGGAAUCUGCUGGAUCCUAGGGCAGUGAUAAAGAAUAUCCUGAGAUCCUGUAAGCUGUUGCCAAAGGGGAAGGAACCAGAAAAGGUGAAGCUGGGUCUAGAAAUGGAAAAGGAGCUGGGAAAAGUGCUGAGGAAGGAGCAAUCAAAACUGGGCAGGGAAAAGGUUCGACCGCCCCAGUCCGCGGCAGUCCAAAAGAACUUCAGUGCUUUUAAGGAUCUCGUUAAGGAGGACCAAAAGGAGCACUCACUGGACACGUGGAUGCGUCAGGCUCUGGCCAGAUCCCAGGCCGCUGAAGUCACCACACUUCGCACCAAAAUUGAGCAACUAGAAGGCUCUCUGAUCCAGUCACUUGGCAUUCGAGGCACUCGAUACGAUUGUGGCUGCAAUAUGGAGCGCUAUCACGAUUGCCUUAGGAGUCUCCAAGAGUUCUCGGAGGAUCAAAAGGUUGCCAAUCAGCUAGGUGUCUUGCGGAAUCGUUUCUUGGUCUUCGCCCCGUACACUGGCAUCAGUUUGGAGGGCGAUGUAAUGCUUUUCUCCGGCGAUUCCCCAUCAGGAUGGUUGGCUUUUCUGUCCGAGAUGCGUUUGCACGAGGAGCAGCUUAAGUUGGUGCCCUUGUAUGAGAAGGCUUUAUCCGCCGUGCUUCUUGGCAUCCGCAUAGAAAGACGUAAGGUCCCGGAACCUGGCUGUGAGGCCCGUGCCUAUGCGGGCAGCUUGAAACGUGUCAUCCGGGCGGUUAGUGAGCACCUGAAACUGGAGGAGAGUGUCCAGGAGCUGCCGCCAUCGCUGCAGGAUCAUCAGUUGGCCAUUGUGCCCGACAGUGAUACUCCGAAAGUGAGUCAAACGGGUCUGUUCCUGGCGCCCGCCUCCUGUUCCGGACCCGAUCUUGUGGAGUUUAUAUGCCGUAACCUGGAUGUGGCCAUUGGACGAUUCAGUCGCUAUCGCAGGGACAUCCAGGUGGAGCGUCAGCUUUGGAGGCAGUGCCAAGAGGAGCUGGGCUUGCAGCGACUUAGCAAGGACGACUCCGUGACGCCUGAUAAGAUGGUGGUGGCCCUGAGGCAUUUACUCCAAAGUGGCGUCAAGUCCUGCCGAGGUCUUAGCUUGCACAUUACCAAUUACUGGUCAGUGCCCACCGAUGGCAUCGUCUGCAUUCCCUGGGACUUUAUGUCCCGGGAUAGAUAGGAGAUCCUGUUAAGUUGUGCCCCUUCCAUUCAGAAAUAAAUUACUAAGUUUGGGUUUCGUA